Vicia villosa (hairy vetch) is the source of this 2383-nucleotide messenger RNA. Its product is annotated as cyclin-dependent kinase C-2 C-like. Gene Ontology annotation, biological process: positive regulation of transcription elongation by RNA polymerase II; protein phosphorylation. NCBI's taxonomy places the organism in Eukaryota, Viridiplantae, Streptophyta, Magnoliopsida, Fabales, Fabaceae. Gene Ontology annotation, cellular component: nucleus; cyclin-dependent protein kinase holoenzyme complex. The transcript is spliced from 9 exons. Bases 245 to 2053 code for a protein of 602 amino acids. The record is from RefSeq and is a predicted model, not a curated record. Gene Ontology annotation, molecular function: ATP binding; cyclin-dependent protein serine/threonine kinase activity; RNA polymerase II CTD heptapeptide repeat kinase activity.
AAAAUAGAGACAGAGAAAAAAAAACAGAGGAAGAGAGAGAAAAACAGAGAAAAAAACAGGGGAAAAGGUUGUUUGUUCAACAAGAAAUCUCAAAUUUUUCAAGAACUUUCAAAUGCCCUUGUUUUUUAGUUUGUCCUCAUCAUCUUCUUCUGUGAAUUCCCUUUGAUUCUGAGUUCAACAACCACAUUGGAGGGUGUUGAUGUAGGGGCUCUCCCCUACCAUCACCAUCAUCCAAUUCUCUUAAAUGGGUUGCAUUAGUUCCAAACAUGUCGUCGCCGGAGCUCGUUCUCCGGCCCCAACCGUCGGACGAGACAUCAUGGAGGUUGUUCCUCCAUCAAAGGCUCAUUCUAGUUUGUUGCCUUUGGAUUCUAAAUCAUCUUUAGAGGAAAAUAAGAAUAGCAAGUUCAAUAAAAAUGCAUCCAAAAAAAGUAGUGGCUCAUUCAGCUUUAGAAUUGGGUUUACUCAAAGGCAUGUUGAAGCUGAACAAAAUGCUGCUGGUUGGCCUCCUUGGCUUACAGCUUCUGCUGCUGAAGCUGUUCAAGGUUGGAUCCCUCUCAAAGCUGAUUCUUUUCAAAAGUUGGAUAAGAUAGGACAAGGUACAUAUAGCAGUGUAUUUCGAGCACGCGAAGUUGAAACGGGAAAAAUGUUUGCUCUAAAAAAAGUGAGGUUUGAUAAUUACCAAGCUGAAAGCAUAAGAUUCAUGGCAAGAGAAAUAACACUUCUAAGGAGGCUUGACCAUCCAAACAUAAUGAAAUUGGAAGGAAUAAUCACUUCUAGAAUGUCAAAUAGCAUAUACCUUGUGUUUGAAUACAUGGAGCAUGAUCUUGCCGGCCUAGUUUCUCGUCCCGAUAUCGUUUUCACAGACUCACAGAUAAAAUGCUACAUGAGACAACUAUUAAGUGGACUCGAACAUUGUCAUGUUCGAGGUAUCAUGCAUAGAGACAUCAAAGUAUCAAAUAUCUUGUUGAACAAUGAAGGCGUUCUUAAGAUAGGCGAUUUCGGAUUGGCAAACACAAUUAGUCCUAACAAUAAGCAUCAACUAACGAGCCGCGUAGUAACGCUAUGGUAUCGUCCUCCCGAGCUCUUGAUGGGAGCAACUAACUACGGAGUUUCAGUUGAUUUAUGGAGUGUUGGAUGUGUAUUCGCAGAACUUUUUCUCGGAAAGCCUAUUCUUAAAGGGAGAACUGAGGUUGAACAAUUACACAAAGUUUUUAAGCUGUGUGGCUCUCCACCCGAAGAGUUUUGGAAAAAAACCAAACUUCCUCAUGCAACAAUGUUCAAACCUCAGACUAAUUACGAAAGCUCGCUUCGGGAGAGGUGCGCAGAUUUUCCUGAAUCGGCUGUAGGUUUACUCGAAACCUUACUAUCCAUCGAUCCUAGCAACCGCGGAACCGCCUCCUCCGCUCUAAUAUCCGAGUAUUUCAACACUAAGCCAUAUGCUUGUAAUCCAUCAAACUUGCCAAAGUAUACACCUAGCAAAGAAAUGGAUGCUAAAGGUUAUGAAGAAACAUCCAGGAAAAAGACGGGCGAUAAAAUGCGAGAGGCCGCAACAUCUAAAAGGCAACAAAGACGAAAUUAUAAGGAACAAAACAAUUUUGGUAAAUCAACUUCAAAAGAGAAUAUUUCUCAAAAUACUAGAAAAGAUGAUGGAAAAGCAAGUGUUUCAAAGGGAAAAGCAGGAUCUAUGAUUAAAGAUCACACUAAGACUUCAAUGGAUGCAAUGUUAGAGACCUCUCAAAAGCUCAAUGUUGUUGAUAGUAAUGGCUAUAGUGUACCGGUCCAAAUCAAAGGAGGGUCUAAUGAGUAUUCAUGGACAAAAAGAAGAAAACAAGAUGCAUCAUCCACAUUAUCAGAUGGAUCAAGAAGUAAAAUUAGUGCAUUGGAUCCUAACUUUGCAAAAGGAACAUAUGAUUUAACUAAACAAAGGGUUACCAUGGAUUUCGAUCCUAAGGAACUAACGAAUGCGCAGGGGAAAAAAGAAGAUCAAGGUGCAUAUUGGAACGACGGUGUGCGGCGCGCAGCUCGUAAAUCAAGGUUUGGAAGAGAUAUAUGAUUCAUGGAUCAUAACAUUGGAGUAAUUCAAAUCUCUCAAAGGAUGCUUGAAAGAACAUUGUAUGGCCAAUGGUGAAAUUUGUUAGCAUCAUCAUCUUGACCAUUUUAGCUUAUGAAAUUGGACUCUCUUGACAUCUUGGUGGAACACUAUUCUUCUUUUUCUCACAAAAUUUAAUUGUUCAUAUACAUGUAUCAUACCAAAAUGUAAAAAGAUAUGAUUAAAAAUGGAUUUUUUUUCUUCUUCUUGAAAGCAUAUCUAUAUAUCUUAUGAAUUGGAGGCUUAAUAUAAUGUGAAUUGGAAUUUUGAUGGGAGGGUAUCCAUUCCCUUAUA